Nilaparvata lugens (brown planthopper) is the source of this 3829-nucleotide messenger RNA. Its product is annotated as THAP domain-containing protein 1. NCBI's taxonomy places the organism in Eukaryota, Metazoa, Arthropoda, Insecta, Hemiptera, Delphacidae. Bases 262 to 969 code for a protein of 235 amino acids. The record is from RefSeq and is a predicted model, not a curated record. The transcript is spliced from 3 exons.
UUACAUUUUAGAUUUUUAGGUUAUCUUUAGGAUAGACAUUUUGAGGUUAUUUAGUUGAUGGAUUUCAGCAAUCUGGUAAUCCUAAAAUCAUAAAUCACCUUCAAAUGAUAGUAUUCAGGUGUUUAUUGGGUAUAGUAGUGUUAUUUUAAUAAUUGCAUUUCAAAGUCUUGAACUGUAUUGUGUAGGCUAUGGUACCCAUUUCAACUUUCAAUGGACAUUGGACAAUAACUUUCAAUUUGAGAUAGAAAAUAAAUCCAAACCAUGGUAAUAAAAUGCAGUGUUCUUGGAUGCGACAAUCAGUAUACGCUUGAUAACAAUAUUGCUUUUUUCAGGUUCCCUCUCGAUGAUCGGAGGCUUCUUAUAAAAUGGUUGACGGCUAUGAGAAGGCGAGAUUUCUGGCCGAAAAUUGGCUCAACGAUUUGCAGUGAGCAUUUCAGAAAGAUAGAUCUGCUGAAAGUUACAGGGGAGAAUAAGCCCAGACUUCGCGUGUUCGCGGUGCCUUCUAUAUUUCCAGAGGUAACCUACACUCAGGAAUUAUUAUCUCCAGGGGAUUUUUUGGACGACAAUUCACCAGAUAUAUUAUUUCCAAGGGAACGAGAUUUACCAGAAGAUGCAACCUACACUGAGAAAUUAUCUCUGGUAUCCUUGGACCAAGAUCCACCAGAGGAAGUUGAGAUUUCAACACAAGACGCUGCAUCACAAACGAGCAAUUCUCUCUCGACUAGAAAUUUAAUCGCUACUGCGGAAUCUAAAUUGCUGUUACAAUUUGACGAGAGUUCACAGACAAUAAAAGACUUGGACAUUCCAGUCAAAUCUCCAGCCGACAAAAUUAGACAGAAGAUCAAAACAGUCCGGAGGAAAAUGGGGAGAAGAUCUAAAUCGAUGCUGUGUUUGAAAAAUGCGAUGAUGGAAAAAGGUUCAUUCAAUUCUGAGAUUGAAAUGCUGUGGAGUGAAGUUUAUCCUGAAUGAACGGUUUUUGGAUGAUAUUGCUUAGAGCUGCUAAUGCUGGGAGAUUGCUGUGAUGGACUCGACUAAAUUAAACACAAUCGGAUGAUGAACAAUGACUUUCUCAAACAUCGACUUGAGUAUCUGGAUAUUGAAUCUUGAAUGUGAAUUUGGAACUGGUAUCUAUAACACUUAUCCAAUAUAUGUUGACAUAUAAUUCCUCGAUAAAGACAAGUUAGUUUGAUAUGAUGACUACCAAUACAAUACUUAGUUUUGUGGAGUUGAGAACUACAAAACUCAACCUAUUUCGGACUAUGUGUAAGCUUAUCUAAAUUUGGGAGAGGAAUAGCACAAGGUUACCUUAUUUUUUCUCUUCCUAUCAUUUUGAUGAUGCACCAUCUUAUUUUUAUGAUGAUUCAUUUUUAUGAAUCAAUACAAUAUAAUAACAAUACAAUAUAAACUAGUGACGAAUAAUACUUUGGAUAAAAAUUAAAUUUUUAAAUUUGGGAGAAAAAUGGUACAGGCUCAGCCUAGUUUUCCUCCAUGAUCAUAAUUAUAUUAUUAUGAUUAUAGUGUUUUUCACAAUAAAUAAAUUUUAUUUAGGAAUAAAAUGCAUUAUUCAUGAAUGAAUGAAUUCAGUGAAUCAAAUUGUGCUCAAUUUGAAUCUGUUUUGAGUUAAAGAUAAUUGAAUUGUCCUAUUAUUAUUGCUGAAUGAGUGUAAAUAAUAUAUACAGGGUGUUUAGGAACUGCCUACCAAUACGCUAGGGCAUUGCUCCUGGGUAAAAAACAUAUCUAAAUAUCAUAUUUAAAUUGUCCGGAAGUCUUCAGUUUCUCACACAGCGGCCAUUCUGCUUUUUUCACUUAAUAUUUUUUCUAAAUAAUGGUUGAACAUACGAAAUUGAAACUUUGUACAAUAACAACAUUCUUAACAACUAGAAAAAGAUACCAAAAAAUAAUGAUAAUUUUUCAAAUUCAUAAAACAAAAUGGCGGCCAUUUGAAAUUUUGUUUCUAAAUAACUCAGAAACCGUUGUUUUUACAAAAAUUCUACAAGAAUAUUCGAUUACCUAUCGAUUGGUACCUGAUUUUAUUAAGAUUGGACGAAUAUUAACUGAGAUAUAUGGCAGCUUUAGUGAUAGGUGAUCACUGAAAAUUUGUUGCAGUGCAAACCAAGGCAUGCUGAUAGAGUCGCCUCAAUCUCUAUUAUUUGCAUUGCAUGUUAAUUGACCGAGCGAAGUGAGGUCCAAGAUUCAAGUCGACGGUUUGGCAUUCCUCUUAAUGUUUAAAUGUUUAUAUGUUGCAUAUUUACGGCGAAACGCGGUAAUAGAUUUUCAUGAAACUUGACAGGUAUGUUCCUUUUUUAAUUGCGCGUCGACGUAUAUACAAGGUUUUUGGAAAUUUUGCAUUUCAAGGAUAAUAUAAAAGGAAAAAUGAGCCUCCUUCAUACGCCAAUAUUAGAGUAAAAAUCAGACUAUAGAAUUAUUCAUCAUAAAUCAGCUGACAAGUGAUUACACAGAUGUGUGGAGAAGCCAGUCUAUUGCUGUAUUUCCAUAAGGUCUAUAGUUUCAAUCAGGUACUUGUGGAUGAGAAUACUGCGUGAGGUCUACUGUUCACAGCACUACUAGUAGUAAGCGAUUUCAGGUCAUUUCAAACAAUAAAAUAACGUUACAUAACCCUCUAAAGGUGGGUCACCAACCACUGAAGCUACUAUAUCUCAGUAAAAAUUGGACCAAUCUUAAAAAAGAUACUAAUCGAUAGGUAAUUAAAUUUACUAAAAGAGGUUAUUCUUGUAAUUUUUUUGUAAAACCAAUGGUUUCUGAAUUAUUUAAGAAACAAAAUUUUAAAUUGCCUCCAUUUUGUUUCAUGAAUUUGAAAAAUUAUCAUAAUUUUUUUGUAGCUUUGUUCAGUUGUUAUAAAUGAUUGUGCAAAGUUUCAAUUCCGUAUGUCCAAUCAUUACUUAGAACAAAAAUAAUAUGUGAAAAAAGCAAAAUGGCCGCAGUGUGAGUAACUGAAGACUUCCGGAAAUUUAAAUAUGAUAUUUAGAUAUGUUUCUUACCCAGGAACUUAUGCCCCAGAGUAUUGAUAGGGAGCUCGUAAACACUCUGUAUAUGCAAAUAAUAGUAUUUAUUUAUAAUAUGUAACUAUAAUUAUGUAUAAAGACAUUGAAUACACUUUUUCAAACUAAGAGAAGUGAGUUUGUGGAAGAUUUGUAGUUUCUUCGUUUCCGGGCAGAAAAUUGGACUUGAAUUUGUUAGAGUGAAAAGGUUGGCCUACCUAUCUUUUGGAAGUAAAUUGAAAAACACAGUCUUAUUCUUGUCACAUCCACAUUUAUUAGACUUGUAUACAGGACUGCAGUUUCGUGUUGAAUCUUCACCUGUAGUUGUGUAGGUUUCAAUACUAAACUGCAGUCCUAUAGUAAGUCUAACUAGUAGUCCUGUGAACAGUAGACCUCACGCAGUUUUCUCAUCCACAAGUAUCUGAUGUCACCUGUUUGAAAUGUUAACAAACUCAGUUCACGUUUGAAUUUGUAUUCCAUAUGAUAUAAUUCAUAUAGUUCCGCGAUAAUCUUUUCAAUCAAAAAUAUUAUAAUUUCUUCAGAAUUAUUUAGUUCAUUCGAUUAAUUUUAAUCACCUAUCAAAUUAGUUUUUUCAAAUGUGAGAAUAUUGAUACUGAUGGGCACACAUAAUAUGACUGCAAAACAAGAUAUUGAAACCAAGGACCUUAAAGAUACAUAACUCUUGAAGGUCUUUGAUUGAAACUAUAGACCUCAUAGAAAUAGACACGGCUCCUCCAGAACAUCUGUGUAAUCCACUUGUCAGCUGAUUGAUUAUUAUGAAUAAUUCUAUAGUCUGAUUAAUCCUUUCUUCAGAGUAGAUGAUAAAUAUA